GGGAGUUGGUACUGGUACGUUGGUACAGUCGUACCACCAUGGGACUCUGUUGGCCACCAACUCCCAAUUUGGAUCGUCUCGAGUAAAAACUGCGUCAGCAGAAUCCGGCGGGCGUUGUUCCCGAAAGCCAGCCAGUCGUAGUUUCAGACAGGCAGCAGGGAAUGACUUCAAAUCACGGGAAACGCUGAAAAUCAAUCCCUUGGAAAUUUUGGCGGUUCUGCAAGACUUGCAAUGGCUUCUCUCCACAUUUCCAUGCGAAAACGACCAUCCAUGGAUCGUCUGCCUUGCAUUGAUCUUCAGAGCCUCGAUUCCAUCGGCUCUUCUAAAGGCGAAAGAAUCCAUCUCUUUUAUUUUAAAACCUGACCAUGACUUGGCAAAUGCAACCUCCCAAGCAAGUCAUGAAGGUUUCCAUGAUCGUGGCCUUCGCUGUUCUGUCGACGCUCACGACAUUCAGUCAGCUCAAGGGAUAUUCACUGAGAACGUACUAUCAUGCCACUGAUCAACCGAGAAAAGCAAACCUGAGGAGAAGCCCAUACUUGGACCGAAACAUAAAGAACUCAAGUGACGCCAUCGGAGCCAGGAAACCAAUCAUGCAGUCACCAACACCCAUGGUCAUAAAAACAGAAGCAGGUGCUGGCACCGCAAAAGAAUCCAAAGACACACCUCCAUGGUCCGAAAGUCGAGAAGCGGCAGAUGUCAAACUUCAACAUCAACUCGCUCAGUUUAUGAAGCAGCAAGUUCUUCAGCGGCAAAACACUACUCAAGGAACUUCGCAAGUUUCGGUUGCGGCCGGGACAAGCACCAAAGAGCGCCUACAAGAACAAGAAGACAAUCAGGUAUUUGUUUGUAUUACGGGGGUUCUCGGAGAUCUAGAACUCGAGAACAAAAUCGAAAAUCUCCUCCGGCCUCUUUCGAAUUCUACAGCCAAUGACAGCUUACACAUCGCCAUGGUACUGCAAGAUGACAGCAUCAAUACCGCCACUCUCACCAAGGAAGCUCCUUAUGACUCGGAUUUCAUGGCUUUUCGAGAGCCCUACUCCUUUUAUAAAGAGGCACUGUACGGAGGCGGUCGUCUCAUUACCAAUCAUUCGCAACUUGCGGAUCAGUACGAUCUUUUCAGUCGUUUCCAAGGCAAAGAGCAGCUAUUGAAUCUGACGUUGCAGGCACGCCCAAAUCGAUCCUUUCGCUCCAAGUAUGAUAUUCUUGGUUAUUUAAGGCGUCAGAUGCCUCGCCUUCGAAGAAACAAGAUCAUCAUCGACAUCCAACCACCGUUGGUCAAUCCACCUGUGAACUUGGAGUACGUACGAGCUAUUGCAAUCAGUGGCACCUUUGAAGAUGGAGAGAUUAGACGAGACAACUUUGAACGGACCAUUUGGAGAGCCGUAAAUGAUGUCCGAUUGCUAAAUCAGUACAAACAGUGCGGAGAAUUUCUGGGCCGACUUGCCAACGACACCAAUACCAACAAUAGAGUCAUUGUAGUCCGAGCCGGAGAAGAUGCCAUCCUUGCAAAGCCCCUCAAUGCAGCACUUCUGGCUACUACCCACAUCAAGAACUAUCACCUCCCGUGUACCACCAAACGUGGCCAUGGAGUCGAUCAAAUCGAUGUUAUGUCGUUGCCUGAUGCAGGGAUGGCUCGAGAGUACUUGGAAAGGCCAAUCAAAGAGUUUUAUCAAGAGGGGACCUUCGGAUUACAGUCGGAUCAGGGACAUACUGAAAUUAGAAGUUUGCCACAGUUCUUGCAGCAUGUCUACUCCAAGAUUGUGAUGAGAGAACCACCAAACAGUAACCUUUUUCCGGUCCCAUACCCCCUCGCUGAUGAUUCAAAAGCACUCGAACCUCGCGAACGGCAGCUUGAGCCAGCCGCUAGACGUGCCUUUGUUUGCAUUACCGGACAGGUGGGGCGGCUGGAGAUGGCGAACAAGCUACGAACAAUCAUCAAACCGCUACUUGAAUCAGGGUUCUAUGAUCAUGUGGACGUUGCUAUGGUACUAGGCGAUGGGAAUGCGACUUACAACAAAGCACCCACCGAUGAGGCGAGUGCCGUUUUCAAUGACAUCAUUAAUGGAACCUCUUUCCGCAAUAAAAGAGACGUCGUGAAAUGGUUUCAUCAUCAUCGCCACCAAAACAUUUCUUGGGUGAACCGUCACUCAACUUACACUCCCAAUCCAAAUCAAGCGGCGAAUCCGCAGUAUGUUAUUCAAAUGGGUCGCAAUGGGAUAUUUAUUCCUCAAAAAGACUACACCACUAUGAAGCUUGAGCAAUUUGAUCACAUGCUUUGGGCUAGGCUCCGUGCAAAUUUCAAAAUGGCCGACAGUUACACCCAAUGCUGGGAUGCAGCGGUCGCUAAGGGGUUCAACUAUAGCCUUCAUGUCAGGGCUCGAGAUGAUGUAGGUUUCGAAGAGCCAAUCAAUGUGGAGGAGAUACGUCGAAACCUUGAAGCCACUGGCAUGAUGACGUCGAGGCACCGAACGAAUGGAGGCAUCAAUGAUCGAUUAGCCUUUGUUGGGGGCGAUGCAGCCAAAUGCUACUACCGACUGCCGUUCAUCAAAUACUACGAUGGGCAAUUCCUGGACUCGAGCAUGUCAAACCCCGAGUCAUACUUCAAGCGAAUCUAUUGGCGAGCAGCCUGCCCACAACAGAUAGCCUUGACAGACAUGGAUCCAAAGAAACUGAGAAACGGCAAAUUCCUUGAUUGAAAUCAGUACCGGUACUGUUUCCUCGUCAUUUCGACAAAGCUUCAAGUUUGAACUCUUGCUGGCUAGAGCGGCCGGAGAAUACCCUUGGCUCUGUCAACCAUCCAGCGCACUGCACAUCGAAUCUCUCUCGAGCUUGGUCGUAGAGCCAAGCAAGGUCGAGAGACAUGACCUCAUCCUCAUAUUGCUAGCUAGCUAAUAACGAUUCUAUUGUACUUG
Messenger RNA from Seminavis robusta, 2912 nucleotides. Lineage: Eukaryota; Bacillariophyta; Bacillariophyceae; Naviculales; Naviculaceae. The record is from the annotation of a GenBank genome assembly.